AGUGCCUCCUGCCUCCAGAGCUCGGCAAAGGGGCCACGGGGCCACGGAGGAGAGGCAGAAGGAGAGCGAGCGAGCGAGGGCUCCUCCGGGCAGCUCCCUCGGCCGGCCCUUGCCUUGGCUCUGCCUUCUUUCCCCUUCUCCUCCGAGGCGCUCUCCCACCUGCGGAGCUUCUCCCAUGUGCGGCCAUGCGGACAGCGCUCCCGUCCCGGCUCUGCGCCGCGGGGCUCCUGCUCCUCUCCGCCGGCGCCUUCCUCUGCACAGGUCUAACAUGUGUGUGCCAAUGGUGUGAAAAAACAAACUUCACAUGUGAAACGGAGGGAGCCUGUUGGACUUCAGUCAUGCUAACGAAUGGUCGGCAAGAGGUAAUAAAGGCAUGUGUGACUCUACCGCAACUGAAGGCACAAAUCUUCUGCCACAGUUCUAGGAACAUAACCAGGACAGAAUGCUGCUAUACUGAUUUCUGCAAUAACAUCACCAUUCACUUGCCCACAGGUCCAGAUACUUCGAUCAAACCUAAGCUGGGUCCUGUAGAGCUAACUGUGAUUAUAACUGUACCGGUAUGUGUCUUAUGUGUGGCUUUAAUGCUGGCUUUUUACACAUGCCAAGGCCACAACUGCAAGCUGAGGAAGAAAAGAAGGCCCAAUAUUGAAGAACCACUCUCUGAAUGCAAUCUGGUGAAUCCAGGGAAAACCCUCAAAGAUCUCAUUUUUGAUAUGACAACGUCAGGUUCUGGAUCAGGUUUACCUCUGCUUGUACAAAGAACAAUUGCCAGGACUAUUGUCCUCCAAGAACUGGUAGGAAAAGGUCGAUUUGGUGAAGUAUGGCGUGGAAAAUGGUGUGGCGAAGACGUAGCUGUGAAGAUCUUCUCCUCAAGAGAUGAGAGGUCUUGGUUUCGUGAAGCAGAAAUCUAUCAGACAAUCAUGCUGAGGCACGAGAAUAUCUUGGGGUUUAUUGCUGCUGAUAACAAGGAUAAUGGUACUUGGACUCAGCUGUGGCUUGUGUCUGAAUAUUAUGAGCAAGGCUCUUUGUUUGAUUACCUAAACAGCAAUACUGUCACGGCGGAUGGGAUGAUUAAAUUGACCUUCUCCAUAGCAAGUGGUCUGGCACACCUUCACAUGGAGAUUGUCGGCACACAAGGUAAACCAGCUAUUUCACAUAGAGAUUUGAAAUCUAAAAAUAUUUUAGUCAAAAGGAAUGAAACUUGUGCCAUUGCCGACCUAGGUCUGGCUGUGAAGCAUGAUUCUGUGUUAAACACAAUCGACAUACCUCAGAACCCUAGAGUGGGAACCAAGAGGUACAUGGCACCAGAAAUACUUGAUGACACAAUGAAUAUGAAUAUCUUUGAAUCCUUCAAGCGAGCAGAUAUCUAUUCUCUUGGGCUGGUGUACUGGGAGAUAUCCCGAAGAUGCUCAGUUGGAGGGAUUGUUGAAGAAUACCAAUUACCUUAUUAUGAUGUUGUGCCUUCGGAUCCUUCAAUAGAAGAUAUGAGAAAGGUUGUCUGUGAACAAAAGCUGAGACCUAACAUCCCCAAUCAAUGGCAAAGCUGUGAGGCUCUUAGGGUAAUGGGCCGCAUCAUGCGUGAGUGCUGGUACACCAAUGGGGCAGCUCGUCUGACAGCGCUUCGCAUUAAGAAGACCAUUUCUCAGCUCUGUGUGCGAGAAGAGUCCAAGGCUUAAGUUUGCACACUUUCCAGAAAAGUAGAAGAAAGGAAACCCUAUUGCCUCUUCUUUGAUUUUGCUCUACCUCACAUGAUGCUAAGUACAGUAUUUAAGAGCCCAAAUCCCAGAACAGAAGAUACAGAAAAGUAGCUUCUUUAGUGAUUCCACUACAUUAUUAUUAUUUUGUCUUUUGAGGGAGGAUUGUGGGUGAGUCGCUUGACUGGUAAAUUAGAAGUAACUUUAUAAAAGGAACAUGACACAUGAUCCAGUAAGGGACCAUUGACCUUGGGUUUUCUGGUUUUUUCUUCUAUCAGCAUCACAAAACCCUAGGACUCAUCUAAGGACCAAGUAUCUAUGGGUAGGCUGUGUCACUACUGAAAAGACCUAUUGUGGUUUCUGCUCAUAGCAUAUCCUCCAGGAUUUCACAAAUGAAAACCGGGAGAUAUAUGCCCAAGUAACACCAGAUGGCUAAAGAUAUUAAGAUGGCAAAAUAUAUUAAUGACACAUGAUUUAGGUGAGACAUAACAGUCUUAUUUUGCCUGAGCCUAUUGAGAAGGGCCUGAUUCUGCUCUUCCUCUCCUCUUUCUCCUGUUGACUGAGUGCAAUUGACUUUUGCACUUUGAACUUAGUUUGCAGUAACUGAGGUAAGCUGAGAACAAAAAGGGAGAGCAGGGAAAGGAGAAAAAAUGGGACAUUUUAAAAGCAGUUGAAAAAGUAGGACAGAAUAAUCAGGACUGUCCUUCCAAAUUGAGGCAGUUGGAGGGGAUGCUGUGACAAGAAAAGCGAUGAGGGAACAGGAGCAUUAAUUGUUUUAGGUGGUGCUUCCAUGCUGAAUGUAUUGGUUCUGAUAGCAUUUGCCUGACCUUUUUGUCCCUUCUGGACAUCAUAUUCAGCUUAGAUGAAUAACUGAGACCUGCCCCAUGAGGUCUCCCAUGUUAUUAAGAGAACUUACUUUAUUAUUGACCUUUUGGACUACAAUUUCCAGAAGUUGUCCAGUGGCCACGCUAGUGGUGUUAAUGGUGUUUUGGUUGUAGUAAUCUGGGAUGUUAAUCCCGGCUCCAAUCUCAUGACAACUUAUGUACAGAUUAGUGGUCGUUUACCGUAUAAGACAUAGGAUUUUGAAAAUCAGAGCACAGCCAGAGGGACAUGUUUAGCUUUCCAUAUUCCUUCUGGUCUGCUAGGAGGAGUGAUGUACCCCCAUCUCCAAAUGCAUUAACAUUCCCCCUCACUUCAUAGGUUGUUGCCAGGCAAGACAGGCACUCCUGCUGAUGGAAAUCAGAAUCUAUACUGAACUAGGGGUGCCUCUACACUGUAGAAUUAAUACAGUUUGACACGACUUUUAACUGCAGUUUGACACCACUUUUAACAAGCUGCAGUUUUACAAGGUCUUUAGCCUUCUCAACCAAAGGAAGCUGGUGCUUCACCAUGAUUUCACAGCACUGAGCCAUGGCAGUUUGGUGAGGUCAAACAGCAUCAAUUCUGCAAUGUAAAUGCACCCAAAUAGCUAUAAGUAACAUUUUAUGACCAAAGAAAAUGUGUAUAAAAUCAACCACAUAUUCCCUGCAUCUUUGAUAAAAGGAUCAGGCAGAAGUUGACCUGAAAACUUCUGUCUAAGGCUCCUUCCACAUUGUCCUUAUAUGACUCUGGAUAAAGGACACUCAUAAUUCUGUAUCCAUACAACAUGAUUAAGGCAUUGUGGUGGUUUGUAAUGUGUCUGGGAGAGAGAGACAGAAAUGUAUUUCCUCCAACUGCCUACCAGAAUUUUAGAUGUCUAAUCUCUUGUCUAGAGAGAUAAUAUAUAGUUUAACGAGAAGGUAGUGCUUGUACAGUGAGCUAUACGUCGGCCUUAGAAAAGUGAAUUUUUGAAUAACACUUCCAAAAUCCUCUAUAAACACUCUGAAUGUAAGUAUGUAAGUUAUAAUUUAGAUUACAAGGAGGAGAGAGUCACCAGUGGUGUUGCUGAAAUGCAAGAAUGUGCCUUGAACCAAAUCUAUAUAAAGCCAAAGUUUGGUCAAGAAUUGGCAUCAAUCACACAUACGAAUAUCUGAUACAUGUCUUCUGUCUGAAUAAUAUGGCUUAUUGUAAGUAUAGCAUCUUUAUCCGUUAUUUUGAUUUUUGUCAAAUGGGUGCAAAUUGGAGGUGCUAAGUAACUUGUUACAAUGAACAAAGUGAAAGAGGAACUCGUCAAAGUCUUCUCUCUCUGCCUCCCUUCCUAGAAACACAGACCGGACCAUUUCUGAACAUUAAUAAAUAACUUUCCAUAUGUUAUUUAGUGAUUUUCCUACAUUGAAAGGUUCUUUGAUAAUCUUUCUCCCACACUGAUGAAUAGUGGAACAUUAGCUUGGGGCCAAAUAUUAUGUAUCUCUGUAAAUGUGGCUGUGUUUAGGUGUGCUUUUUGGCUCCCAAACCUCUCCAUACCAUACCUUGCACCAUUCUCUUUGGACUCAUGUCUGCUUAAGGACAAGGGCGGUGAUGGGAGCUAUUGAGAAAAAAAGAACGGAAUGGAAAAUGAGGGUGAUUAUCAUUGGUACUGUUUGCUUUUAGUUUAGGAUUCCAAAAACUGCAUAAAAAUUAUUGUUGUCUUCUGUCAGAAAAAAAUAUUUAAGAAAAGAAGACUCUGUACAGGUCUAUGCACUAAAAAAGAGAUAGAGAAUGUAUGACCAUGCAGAUGUUUUUGAACGGCAACAUCCUUCAUCUACCCUUACUAACCAUAUUAGAUAGGGUUGAUGGGAGUCACAGUUCAAAAAUAACUUGAGGUCCUCUAUUUCCCAACUCUGCUUUACACUCAACACCUGAGAGUAUGAUUUUCAUAGAGGUUUGCUUCUUUUUGUGACAGACAACAAUAACAGUGUGAACCUGUAGGUUGCGAUGGUCCCACUGAUUCAUCAGAGGCCCAUCUACACUGUCAUAUAAUGCACUUUGAAAGUCACUUCAAUGAAGUUAAACUCUAUUAUUUGAGUCUACACUUAUAUGGCAGUGUAGAUGGUUCCUAAGGGCCAAAACAGGCGUUAAUGGUGUGGCUAGCUGUUAUUUCUUCUUUUUUCUAUUUUCCUUGAGAACCAGUGUAGUGUGAGAACUUCAGUGUUGGGCUAAAGACCUCAUCAGAUGGGGGUCCAUAAGCUGGGGACAGCGGGAAGUCCAUGCGGCAGUGUGGGAAACCGUGGGGUAGCGCAUCACUUUAUCUCUUUAUUUUCACACAAUGUUUUCUGGCUGCCCCGGCUUCAUCCCAUGCUGAGAAUAAGAACAUAGGUAGUCACCUGUGUUCUCAAGGCUGCUUUUAACCAUGCUGCCAAGAUGGAACUGGGACAGAGCCCCACUGGAAGUGGCCCUGGCUCUGUCUGGGCUAUGUCUCGGCAGCAUCCUGGCAGUGUCUUAGGAUGGGAAAAAUGCCCCGUGUGUCCUAAGUCUGUGGGAGGCAAAUGCCCAAAUCCUCACUUGGGCAUACUCUUUCAACUUUAGGAGAAGGCAAUGGCAAAUCUCACCUGAAGAAAUUGUGCCAAGAAAACUCUGUGAUACGUUCACCUCAGGGUUAUGAUAAAUCAGAAAUGACUUUGAAGGCACACAACAACAAAGUGCAGCCCCAUUUCCCAAUUUCAGCCCAGGCUCUUAUCUGUGGAAGAAGAGGGCUUUCAUCCUUUGCUUGGAUUAGUAUGGGCCUGAACAGAGUCAUACAACCUACAGAUAGUAUUGCAGAAAUGUCAAUUCAUUUGCUUUAAUGUCUGUUAAGUCCUGAGUCCUUCUAGCUUGGACUAGAUCUUGGCAUUGUGUUGCCAACCCAUUGUCCUAUACCAGCAUGAGAGUUCGUGUUACUUUGUAUGCAUGGUGAAAAUACAGCAGGUUGUGGCAUUUAUGUUGACUGGAGGGUCAUUGUCCCCAUCUGAGAGUUGGUUCAUACUUACACAUAUAAUGGCUGAUAACUCCCACUGACUUCUAAUGUGUAGACCGAUGAUAAAAAACAGUUUAAUCUUCAGUAUUUAUCUGCAAAAGGUGAAUUUAUGCAUACAAGUUCAAUGCUUGCAAUCCAGAGUGCAGAAAUAUUACUUUGGGGGGCUACAAUUCCCAUGGUGGAUUGUGGAUUGUGGAUUGUGGGAAUUGUGUCAAUAGAGAAACAUGUCCAAGCUCUGUACACAGCCAACAAAUGAUAAAGUCUGCAUGUCUGAACUACACAUUUUCUCCUCCAUUUUCUGAACUGGACAGUCACCCUUCUGUUUGUCAUCUUUCCAUCCUUUUGUUGUGGCAACUAGUGAAAAUGCCAAAAGUAAGGGGUGCCUUUUGUGUGACAAAUGCUGCUUCUCUUCCUUGGUUUUCAGUCAUUAUUGGUAGAAUCUGAAAUCAUGUUUUAUUCAACGCUUACACCUAUCUUUUGGAUUAUUAUGCAAUUUCUCGUGUGAAUAGUAAACUGCCUCGUAGAAAAGGAUACAUAUCAAGCUGCAGAUUUGUUUCUAAAAUAGUUUGUGUUAUAUUUUUAAAAAGCCUUGUGCCAUGAUAUCUUUAUUUGUAUGAUGCAUUUUGAAAGGAAGAUAACACAUUCCAUCCCAACAGGCACUAAACAUUUAGGGUUCUGUUGGCAGGGAAAAGUAUUAAAACUUACAAGAUAUUUGUAAGGAAUAUGAUGAAAGUGCAAUAAACAAAUCCAAAGAACCUGCUGUGUUAUUUAGAUGUACAGUCAGUCCCCAUGUUACAAACAAGAUAGGUUCUUCAGUUGAAUUUGUUUGUAAGUCAGAACAGGCUUAUUCUGGAAACUGAUUGGUGAUAAAGCUUCAGCUGAGGGCCUGUCCAGACAGUUCCUUUAUCCAAGGAGCUUCCACAGCAAACCGGAGGAUGGCCAGACAUCGUUCCCUGUAAACGUGGAAGCAAUCGCUGCAAAAGGCAAAAAAAUUGAGAUUUCCAGGUGCAGGAAUAUUGCAAUUUUGAGCCAAAUAUGCGGAUCUUUGCAUGUCUGUAUGUCCCUGCAAUCGGAAAUCACAAGAAUUUUAAAUUUUGGUUUGUUUUCGGGUUUUACAUGUUCGUUCCUGAUUGGUCGGUUCCUAAAAAGAAGGUGGCACUUGAGUAGAAGGCAAAAACUUUGUUUGCCAAACACUUCAUGAAACGUGUGGAGGGCACAUUUUCUCUGGCCAGGACAAAGUUGUGACACCCUUGUCAAUCUUGUACAUCUUCUCACAAGAAGAGCAAUCAGGAACAGCCAUAUAUAACCCAGGAACAGCGCCCUGUUGUCUGAUGCCACAAGUAUACAACCAAAUCUGUCUGGACAGAUGGCCAGACAUCCAGGCUCUAAAAAGUGCCAAUAAUGACAAAGUUCUUUCUGUUCCUGGCUUGAAGGUUUGUGUUCCUGUUUGAUUGUGCAGUACUGACUUAGGCAGAAAUGGUCCUACCCCUUAAACUCCAUUUGUGUGGCAGAUACUUCAUGAAACGUAUGGAGGGUACAGUUUCUCUGGCCAAGACAAAGAGCAGAACUUUUGCAGUGAUUUGCUGCAGUGAUUAUCCGCAUAUCUGCACCUUGAGGUUU
Molecule: messenger RNA, 7164 nt
Organism: Anolis sagrei ordinatus
Lineage: Eukaryota; Metazoa; Chordata; Lepidosauria; Squamata; Anolidae
Gene: ACVR1C
Product: activin A receptor type 1C
Biological process (GO): activin receptor signaling pathway; nervous system development; protein phosphorylation
Cellular component (GO): activin receptor complex; plasma membrane
Molecular function (GO): activin receptor activity, type I; ATP binding
Source: RefSeq, a predicted model, not a curated record